Messenger RNA from Arabis nemorensis, 511 nucleotides. The record is from the annotation of a GenBank genome assembly. Lineage: Eukaryota; Viridiplantae; Streptophyta; Magnoliopsida; Brassicales; Brassicaceae.
AUGUCAAGCUUUCUUGCCGGUUUCCGUCAACAAAUCCCAAGAAUUAUUGGUGAACUAUGUGCAGAAGUUGAGAUUGCUCCGAGCCAGCUAACACUUCCAUCAUGGGGUCUUAUGAACGCGAUUCAAGUCCUCUCUGACCUCUCUGGUAUCUUUGUUACUGGCCUCAUGGUGGCAGGGGCGUUUAGGGUUGAAGAAACAGCCUUCAAUUCAAGGCGAUUCGAACUCCUUCCCCGGAGCGGUGCUAGAUCUCCGGUGCUUAUCCCUGAUUGGUUGAAUCCAUCUGAAGAAGGCGGACACUAUAUCUAUGUACUUCAUCGUGGUCCUCUUGCUAUUUCUCGCUCAUGGUCUCCUCCGGGUUUUGUCCCACCGGUUCGACAUUCGUAUCCAGUUUUUCCAGAUGUGUUGUUUGAUUUGGAUCGUCGUCUCCGAGAUCCUCGUUUCCUGCUAAGUACCGAGUGCAUCUAUGAUAGUUCGCUUGUUGCAUCGUUUUAUCAUCCUUUCGAGUUCGUGG